AUGAAAGCCAUCAGUCCGGUGCGAUCCGUCCGGAGCUGUUACGAGGCCGUUUGUUGCCUCUCGGAGCAGAGUUUGGCCAUCGCCCGGGGGGGCAACAACAAAAGCCCCGCUUUGGAGGAACCCAUGAACUUACUCUACGAUAUGAACGAUUGUUAUUCCAAAUUACGGGAGUUGGUGCCGGGAAUCCCCCAAGGCACCAAAGUGAGCCAAGUGGAGAUCCUCCAACAUGUCAUCGACUACAUCUUCGACCUCCAAAUCGUGCUGGAGGAGGGGGCCAAAAGUCGCGACACCUCUUCCGAGGCCACCCUGCUGUCCCUCAAGGAUGGCUGGAACAUCUUCAGCUUCUUCCUCAUGGUCUGCUUCGUGGUGGGGGUCCUCAUCCCCAAGCUGAACAUCCAGAAGACUUUCCAGAUCCUGAGACCCUCAGGGGAGAGGCCGGGAGGGGACCCAGGUCCCCUGGCUCCUUCCCGCACCGUGGUCAGUGCAGCGAUGGGAUCUCUCGCCUUGACGCAGGUCUGCAGACUGGUCAAGGGGUUGGUCGGGGUGCUUCAGGCCAUCCUCGAGGUCAUCCCCAACCUCGGCAACAUCAUGUUCAUCCUCUUUAUCGCCGUGCUGAUCUUCUCGGCGCUGGGCAUCAUCCUGUUUGGCAAGUCUGUCUCUGCCCGUUUUGGUGACCUGGGGAAGGUCCUGUACUCGGUCUUCACCUGUGGCACGCUGGACGCUGGCUGGACAUCUAUGAGACCUUCCAGUGAGGACGCAGCAGGGUGUGAGCCCACCCCGGGGUGGGGGCUCGGGGACAGCUGA
Charadrius vociferus (killdeer) is the source of this 804-nucleotide messenger RNA. It is a transcript of the gene ID3, whose product is annotated as inhibitor of DNA binding 3, dominant negative helix-loop-helix protein. Gene Ontology annotation, molecular function: protein dimerization activity; transcription regulator activity; monoatomic ion channel activity. Gene Ontology annotation, biological process: cell differentiation; monoatomic ion transport; circadian regulation of gene expression. The transcript is spliced from 4 exons. NCBI's taxonomy places the organism in Eukaryota, Metazoa, Chordata, Aves, Charadriiformes, Charadriidae. Gene Ontology annotation, cellular component: membrane; cytoplasm; nucleus. The record is from RefSeq and is a predicted model, not a curated record. The coding region runs from base 1 to 804 and encodes 267 amino acids.